AUGGCCACCACUAUCUCGCACGAUCUUGCCUGGGAGGUUACCAAGGGACGCAGCUCCACGCUCGUCAAGAGGGCGAACGGUGUCCAGUUCUCGCGCGAUCCUCUUAACCUGAGGAACGUGUACAGCCGCAAGAACGAGGGCUCCAUUGCCAACAAGGCUAUCGGUGUUAUCCCCGGCCCCGAGGGUGGUGUCACUCUUCUCACCAAGAAGGCCGACAAGCACCACCAGCCCGCAUCUGCCAUCCAGACCACCACCUUCGGCCCCAGCAGGUCCACCCGCAAGACAUACUCCGCCAUCGUCAACUCUACCACCAAGCGCAACUACCGCCCCGACCUCCGCCAGGACGCCGUUGCUAAGGCCUCCGCCAUCCGCAAGAGCCAGAAGCCCGUCAAGGAGUCCAAGCCAGCCAAGGCCAGGGGUGCCAAGGCUCAGGCCGCUGCCACCGAGGCAUAG
This is a messenger RNA of Alternaria ventricosa, 453 nucleotides long. RefSeq lists its product as uncharacterized. Gene Ontology annotation, molecular function: structural constituent of ribosome. Bases 1 to 453 code for a protein of 150 amino acids. Lineage: Eukaryota; Fungi; Ascomycota; Dothideomycetes; Pleosporales; Pleosporaceae. The transcript is spliced from 5 exons. The record is from RefSeq and is a predicted model, not a curated record. Gene Ontology annotation, biological process: translation. Gene Ontology annotation, cellular component: ribosome; cytosolic large ribosomal subunit.